AUGACGAAUAUUGCUUUGAUUCCAAAAGGUGACUCGCAUGUCUCUAUGAAGGAUUGGCGCGUCGCUUUCUGCAAUGUUGUGUAUAAAAUUGUAGCCAAAGUCCUUGCAAAUAGAUUAAAAGGAGUUCUUGACAAGUGUAUUUCAGAUAAUCAAUCUGUUUUCGUUCCAGGAAGAUCAAUUUUGGACAAUGCGAUGGUUGUGAUUGAACUUGUGCAUCAUAUGAAAUCAAAAGUGCCAGGAAACAAAGGUGAUGCGGCUUUUAAGCUGGAUAUUAGUAAGGCAUAUGAUAGGAUAGACUGGAACUAUCUUAAGUGUGUUAUGCUUAAAAUGGGUUUUUCUCAUCAAUGGGUUAAGUGGAUAAUGAUGUGUGUGGAGACUACCGACUACUCGGUAAUAGUUAAUGACGAGGCAGUUGGUCCUAUUAUUCCAGGUCGAGGACUAAGACAAGGAGAUCCUUUGUCGCCAUACUUAUUCAUUAUUUGUGCAGAAGGACUUUCCUCUUUAAUUCGGAAGGCAGAAGCUAGUGGUGACAUUUAUGGAGUCAAAAUUUGCACAAAUGCUCCUAUAGUCUCCCAUCUGCUGUUUACGGAUGAUUGCUUUCUCUUUUUUAGAGCAGAGCCUGCUGAAGCGACAAUUACAAAAAAUAUUCUAGCAGUUUAUGAGAAAGCUUCGGGACAAGUAAUCAAUUUUCAAAAAUCAGAGAUUUUCUUCAGCAGGAAUGUUUGUCAGACAAAGCAAACUGAUAUCACAAACAUUCUUGAGGUACAAGUUGUUCUUGGCACUGGGAAGUAUUUGGGAUUACCAUCUAUGAUCGGAAGGAGCAAAAAAGCGACGUUUAAUUUUAUCAAGGAUCGUAUUUGGAAAAGGAUCAAUUCAUGGGGCAGCAAGUGUCUAUCAAAAGUUGGGCGUGAGGUAUUCACUGGCUUUCUUGGGAUAAUUUAUCUACACAAAAUUGAUGGUGGAAUGAGCUUCAAAAGCUUGCCUGUUUUUAAUCUAGCAAUGUUGGGAAAGCAAGGAUAUGUUACUUUAAUCCCACCAUCUCAAGGUGAUUUUCAUCUCUCUAACUUAAGGGUGUCACAUUGUAUGCUGCAUAAUCACAAGAGUUGGGAUGUUCCUUUUCUGGAAUCUAUUUCUGAUCAACAAAUUGUCAAUCAUAUCACCAAUACACCAUUGUUUACGUCAGUGAAAAAAGAUAGACUUAUCUGGAGUAAAGAAAAUAAUGGAGAUUAUACAGUUCGUAGUGCCUAUCGUCUUUGUAUGCAAGAACUGCUCGACGUUUCUGCUUUUAAAAUUCCUGGAAAUUGGGCAAAGAUUUGGAAGUUAAAAGCGCCUCCCAAGGUCAAAAACUUCAUGUGGAGAAUUGUUAGGAAUGUGUUGCCAACAAGAAUGCGGUUUAGAGAUAAGAGAGUGAAUUGUUCUGACAAUUGUGUUCUUUGUGAUUCUGGUAUAGAAAAUAACUUUCAUCUAUUAUUUUCCUGUCCAAAUAGCAUCAAUGUAUGGAAUUUGUCUGCUAUAUCCACUGCUGUCAUGUCUGUUGCAAGUGAAGAGGUGGACUGCAAAGCUUGUAUUUUUCGCAUUUUGCAGGACUUUUCAAGUGGAGAUGCAUCGCUGUUUGCUUGUAUCCUUUGGAGUAUUUGGAAGCAACGCAACAACGUGUGGAAUAACGUUAAAGAUGUGCGAGCCUUUGUUUUAGAGAGAGCCGAGUCAUUGCUUUAUGAAUGGACAGCUGCCAAAAAUGUUAAAACCAGAACAGAUUCAGGUGGAACCAGAAUGUUACAACAGCAGCAACAAAACCAAAGGUUUAAGUGGCAGAAACCAAGCGCAGGUAGAUUCAAAUGUAACAUAGACAAUUCCUUUCCAAUCAACAACAACCGAGUGGGUAUUGACAUAUGUAUUAGAGACGAGGAAGGCGUGUUUGUGAUUGCAAAAACGGAAUGGUUUGAGCACAAGCAUGAGGUGCAUAUUGGAGAAGCUUUGGGUUUGUUAUCAGCUCUUCAAUGGGUUCAUGAAUUGAGGUUAGGACCAAUAGACUUUGAACUUGACUCAAAGACGGUUGUCGACAACUUUGCCUCUAACAAGCAAAAUUAUACGGAAUAUGGUGCUAUUAUCAAUGAAUGUAAAUCCGUAUUUAGUCAGUAUUAUGAAAACUCUAGUGUUGAGUUUGUACGGAGACAAGCAAACGAGAUUGCCCAUAAGUUAGCAAAGGUGGCCGUAUUGUCAGCUAGUUUCCAGCUCCUAGUGGAGCCACUUGAUUGUAUUGAACACAUUUUGACUAGUGAAAUGAUAUAA
This is a messenger RNA of Medicago truncatula (barrel medic), 2289 nucleotides long. RefSeq lists its product as uncharacterized. The record is from RefSeq and is a predicted model, not a curated record. Gene Ontology annotation, molecular function: nucleic acid binding; RNA-DNA hybrid ribonuclease activity. The transcript is spliced from 3 exons. The coding region runs from base 1 to 2289 and encodes 762 amino acids. Lineage: Eukaryota; Viridiplantae; Streptophyta; Magnoliopsida; Fabales; Fabaceae.